UCCUUGUCUUCUCUCCUCCAGGCGUUAAAAUAUGCUGCAGUGAGUUUGGAGCUGAAUCUUAACUGAAGCCUCAGCAUGUCUAUACUGCUGAUGGUGGGUGUGGCGAUGUGGGGGUCGGGGUCCAAGGGGCCAUGUGUCCCGGAGGGGUCCUUGGUAACUGCCCUACCCAGCAGAGCAACACCUCCGGCGGGGGUGAGACCUCCAGGGAUUACUGUUACACCGCCCGUAUCCGCUCCACCGUGCUUCAGGGCCUGCCGUUUGGAGGAGUGCCCACCGUCCUCGCACUCGACUUCAUGUGCUUCCUGGUACUCCUGUUUGUGUUCUCCAUCUUGAGGAAGGUAGCGUGGGACUACGGCCGCUUGGCGCUGGUCACUGAUGCAGACAGACGGAGUCAGCGAUACAGCCGUCUGGACGAACAGGAAUAUGUGGCGUCUGCCAUAACGUCAGACCUUCCCGAUCGCUACGAACGCCUGACCUCUGUCUCCAGCUCAGUGGACUUUGAGCAGAGAGACAACGGCUUCUGCUCCUGGUUAACAGCCAUCUUCCGCAUAAAGGAUGAGGAGAUCAGGGAGAAGUGUGGGGAGGAUGCAGUGCACUACCUCUCCUUCCAGAGGCACAUCAUUGGUCUGCUUGUGGUGGUGGGCGUGCUCUCAGUGGCCAUCGUCCUGCCAGUCAACUUUUCAGGAAAUCUAUUGG
Salmo salar (Atlantic salmon) is the source of this 696-nucleotide messenger RNA. NCBI's taxonomy places the organism in Eukaryota, Metazoa, Chordata, Actinopteri, Salmoniformes, Salmonidae. The record is from RefSeq and is a predicted model, not a curated record.